AUGUUGGAGCUUACAGUGAACUCCAACUCACAGGAAUCCCAAAUAUCAAAGCUUCUCUGGAAGUAUCUGAACCUGAAUCAUGCAACGCUUUUAUUUACCACAGAUAAAGAUACGGAAUCUGCUUUGAAGUUCAAAGAUGGAAGGGAAACUGUUAAACAUUUUCCACUCAUAUUGGAACUUGUUUUGACGACCUCAGAUACAGGAUCGCUCCUUAUCCCAAAUGAACCAGAGUUGAAGGGCACCAUGGAUUCGUUCGUUGAUUUUGCGUUUAAACACAACUUUGAUGUAUUGGAUGUCGAGUCAAUUAGAAUGCUGGACACAUAUUUGUUAAAUGAAACGUUCUUUGCCGGCCCUACGUUAACCUUGGCGGAUGUAGUAUUAUUCGUAUCCCUGCUAAAUUGGACAGUCCGCUCCAAACCAAAGGAACGAUCAGAAUUUCCAAACCUCAUGAGGUGGUUCGACCAUUUACAACACCUUCCAGAGCUCGCAACAUGUUUCGAGGAAUUUUCAGUAAUAAACCUGUUCGAUGUAUGUGGUAUAAAACUUGACUUCAUUUUUAGAACAAACUCGUUAUAUCGGAGCCUAAGACGGAAAAAGUUGAAAAGAAAAAAGAAAAGAAAGAAAAACCGAAGUUUCGAAGGUUGUCGUUGGCAGUGUAUUGUCAAUCAGGAAGCACCAGGAUGCCGACAAAGUAUUUGCUCAGGAUUGGUCGACUUUCUGGCUCCAGACGAUAUUCUGAACAAGAAAGUGUGUGUCCUGGCUAAUUUACCCAAAAAGAACCUGAGAGGGGAAGAAUCCAACGGAAUGGUUUUAUGUGUGUCGAACGAAGAUAAAACCUCGGUUGAGCUCCUGGAGCCACCAACAGAAACACCAGUGGGUGAACGAGUAAACUGGGAAGGUUUAUCGGGAGAACCGGACGAACAACUUUCAUUGAAGAAAGGAAAGGAUACCUUUAGUCUGGUACAAAAGGAUCUUUUGUGUAAAGAUAACAUAGGAUACUACAAGGUAGACUUAUUUUUUUUUAAAAAAAGCUUUAGUCAUCGAAAUUCAUGA
Molecule: messenger RNA, 1053 nt
Organism: Theileria annulata
Lineage: Eukaryota; Apicomplexa; Aconoidasida; Piroplasmida; Theileriidae
Product: methionine-trna ligase, putative
Exons: 11
Coding region: 1-1053 (350 amino acids)
Molecular function (GO): tRNA binding
Source: RefSeq, a predicted model, not a curated record